AAUAAUUGUACCUGUCUAGCAACAAUAUUAUUACGAGAAAAAUCACUUCAAUCUGACGACACGUUUAGGAAAUUCGAGAUAUUAAAAAUGACCAAUUUUUAAGGUUGGCGUUUAUUUCUUGGAGAAGUGUAUUUAUUUAUUAUCUUUGAAAGCUUAUACGAUAAACAGUUUAACUAAUCUUCUCCAACGACGAUAAUGAAAAACCACCUGACACAGAACUCUCCAAUUCGGUUCCGUCAAUAAAAAAGUUGUCGAACGAGGCGCUUGUGCUUGUCCCAAAAAAACCGAUCUGCAAUAUAAAGUUCGUGACUUUGGGAAGUUGUGGAAGUUUUCUAUUGUUGAUGUAAAAUUCUAUUCGACAGUUUCUUCCACCCUUUGAUACGAUUGAGACUAGAGAAGCUCAUGGGCACUAACAUUUGUAGCCUGACCGAUAGAGAGUAUAUGACUAGGCUACAAAUACGUAUACUCGAAGACUAUGCUGACAAAAUGGAUAAACGGAUUAAAACCAGGGAGGCAGAAGAACUGGAAAGAGUAAAAAAUCUUGUAUUAAACGGAACAAUCCCUCUAUGUCAAGCUCCCCCAGAGAUGGCUGAUCAUCCUGUUAUGCUAAUAGAUGCUAUUUGUAACAAAUUGAUUGCUGAACGUAGAUCUAAGAUUAAAAUACCUACAGUUAAGAUUCCAACAUUUUUGUAUUGGGACGAUACUCCUGAUCCUGAAUCUGGUCUUACUAUUCAAAAGGGACACGUAUUUAGAAGUCCAGAUGAGCAGUUGUGUAUAUCGACUGAAAAAUAUUUAGAAUAUACAGAAGAAGAAGAGGAAAAAUAUAUAAUGCCACAAGAAGAGUAUGACAAGAUUAUUUACAUCAAUCCUUUGGUCAAGAAACUGCUUGAAUGCGAGAACGUGGAGGAAAUAUAUGAUCUUGCAGAAGAAAUAACAGGAACAAAGAAACUUGAUGAUCUCUCUAGGUUUACAGUUGAAACUCGCGACACGGUUGUCAGUGUACUUACGAAUUAGAUGAACGGAACAUGAACUAGAAUAAAAUUCAGAUAUACGCACUAUAUAAUAAUAGUCUUACUAGUAAACUAUUUGUGCAAAAUAUAUGAACAAAUUUUCAGUAUAAGAUUUUGUUAUAUGACAUAAUAUGAUAUCGCACCUUGAGAAGAAGACUGCUCCAAUUCAAAAUAUAUCAUUUUACAGGAGAGGCAUUUUAAUGUUUGAAGCAAAAUGUUAAAUGCAAUAGUAGAAAAAAGAUAUUUCUUUUAGCGGAUAUAAAUAAAAAACAACAUCAUAAAUGAAAGUAAGUUUUAGUAUUUUAUUAAAAUACAUCUUAUAAAUAAUUAUACACAUUAUUUUGACUUGGUACUGUUUUCUUCCCAAAAAGAGUUCUAUUUUUUGGUUUUGGUACAGAUACUCAAAAUUACUCCCAUUAUGAUAGUUGUUUAUUAUUAUUAUUUUUCAAACGUAGAGAUCAAGAUUUUACUACAGUAAAACCUGUCAAUAACGGUCACUAAAAAUGACAGAACUAUUGGCCGAUAUAAAAAGGUGGCGGCUAAUACCAGGUUUUGUAGUCCACAAAUU
Molecule: messenger RNA, 1578 nt
Organism: Diabrotica virgifera virgifera (western corn rootworm)
Lineage: Eukaryota; Metazoa; Arthropoda; Insecta; Coleoptera; Chrysomelidae
Exons: 6
Coding region: 403-1014 (203 amino acids)
Source: RefSeq, a predicted model, not a curated record